GACUAAUUUCCAAUAGAUCGAAAAUGCCGAAGAGGGGUCGUCCGCUAUCGCAAGUAACAGAGGCUGCAGAAAAACGAGUAAGAUCGGAACUCGAUGAUGCAGUCGAUGAUUUGAUUCCGGUAGCUUUGGCACAGAAAUUGAGGGAUCGGUUGGCAGCGGCUGCCCCUAGUACCUCAGUAGCUGAUGUUCAACAGAAGCAAGUUAAGGGAAGAAAGACUGACCGACUUUACUGCAGACGAACACCAUCGGAGUUUUUGAAUUGCUUGAAGCAAUUAAAUCCGAGGCAGAGAAGGGCUGUGACAGAAAUAGGUUUCGGUGCAGUACUCUGUUUCGACAUUAAAGAAAUACCCAGCUUUCUUGCGUUUUGGGUGUUGAAUGCCCUCAACCUCGCCCGCUGCUAAAUACAGCUUCCUGGUGGUGAAGCACUCACUUUGGACGAAGAGGACGUCCACUUGACAUUGGGAUUUCCAAGGGGCCCUACACAGAUAUCGAGACCGGACGUCCCUCAGACAAAUUUUGUCUAUAACGACUUGGUAGCUGAAAGGUGUCAAAAGGGACGGUUUAAGAUGUCCCCGAACGACAUCUCAGAGUUAAUGAUGGCUGACACUGAGGGGGU
Salvia splendens (bonfire salvia) is the source of this 616-nucleotide messenger RNA. RefSeq lists its product as uncharacterized. Bases 24 to 401 code for a protein of 125 amino acids. The record is from RefSeq and is a predicted model, not a curated record. Lineage: Eukaryota; Viridiplantae; Streptophyta; Magnoliopsida; Lamiales; Lamiaceae. The transcript has 3 exons.